UACAGUGUUAACUAUCUCAAGGCCACGUUGGGGUACAAGCAGAUAAAAACCGUGGUUCCCAGACCCUGACAAACAAUACCCAGCGCAGCAUCCCAGUUUUGUCGCUCCUAUCUCCUCCUCCGACCAGACGUUCGAAACCAACCGCAGCCUUUGUCUGCAGCCAGUCUUACGUGUUCAUCCACCAUGGCCUUUGCAUUCAUUGUCAUGACAAUGCUUUUGGGCUCUUCCAUGAUGAUGGCAUUUGUCUUGGAUCCAUCCAGGAAAGAACCUGAAGCUGCUGUCUUAGGUCACAGGUGCCAAGGUGAGUCAUGGCAGUCCAUCAAAAAGAACCUCCUUGGGGUUCUGAACUUGCAGACUGAGCCGCAGCUACCUGCCGGUGCACUGGACAGUGUCAGAGAGCAGUGGAACCGAACCUUCAGCAUCAUUUCUCACACAGCCAAGCAUACUGCAACCCCAGCAGUCCCAGGCUACUCUGCAUCAGCUGAUAAUCAAAACAGAGCGAGCCUGAACUGUUGCUCCAUUGCCUCAGAGAUCUUUAUGAAAGAUCUGGGCUGGGACAGCUGGGUGAUCCAGCCCUUGAGUCUUACCUAUGUUCAAUGCGCAACCUGCAACUCUGCCAUGGCCACUGUGCAAUGCCCACCAUCCCAAGACCAGGUGCCAUGCUGUCAGCCCAUCUCCCAUGAAGUGGUGCCCAUUGUCUAUAUGGAUGAAUCCAGCACCAUUGUCAUUUCCUCCAUGCAGCUGACCCGCAACUGUGGCUGUGGGCUGGGCAACUCUGAGGAUCCUGGCAAGGAGUAGGCUGUCUUGAGUGUGUGGUAUGAACCGCAUGGCUUUUAUACACACAUCAAAAGAACAAAAAAUCAUAUCCACAAUUCUGUUCUCAUACAAACGCUGCUUUUGUAGGUCGUCUUUCCCUUUUAAAAUAGAAAGUGCAUUCAGCACUGACUCCAGAAACCAAAGCAAGUCUGGGCUUUCCAUUCCUGCAGCUGCACUGUAAUAAAACAGGAGUUUUGGAAAGCUGGACAAUUAUUGUUCAACUGAUUUAACAGUAAUUACACAAUCUUUAUGUCUUUGUCUGUAAGCGUUGAACCAAAGAAAGCUCCAGCCAACACAUGUAUGGUAAAUCCUCACAGUCUGUCUUUAAAUAAAUCUCAUGUGGACAGGCUACUAUUAAUAGCUGUUAACUAUUACUGAGAAGAAAUGUUCCCUGAAGAAAUGUAAGACUUGAGCCAGACCCUCUCACAAGAGGAUCGGGCUCUACUCUUAAAGCAGAUCGUCUCUGAUAUGUAACCUUCACAGAUUAUGUUUCAUGCUCACAAGAUAAAUUUAGCAAUCUAUUAAUUUCUCUGGGACAUGGGCAUGACUUUCCAUUGGUUAUACUCUAUAUUUUCAUGUUUCAACUGAGGAAAAAGAAAAACAAUGUUGGCCCGCAAACCCAAAAACUGCAACUUUGAAAGUUCAUAAUUAAACUAUUUACUGGUGAUAUGACUGACAUGCUUUAACAGAGGAGAACAAACAAUCUUCUGUUCACAUUUAAUUUUCAUUCUGAUUUGUCAUAUGUAUAUAAAUUCUGCCAGUUGCAACAGUUCAAAAUUCAGAUUCUUAUUUUUGAGAUUGGCUGCUUCAGUUUUAUGUUUUUGUGGCGUAAUUUACAUUACAUUAUCUGACUGCUU
Molecule: messenger RNA, 1673 nt
Organism: Pundamilia nyererei
Lineage: Eukaryota; Metazoa; Chordata; Actinopteri; Cichliformes; Cichlidae
Gene: gsdf
Product: gonadal somatic cell derived factor
Exons: 5
Coding region: 184-798 (204 amino acids)
Molecular function (GO): growth factor activity
Source: RefSeq, a predicted model, not a curated record